AUGCUGGGCCAUCAUGCUGUAUAUAGCUUGUUGAUUGUUUCGGCCGCACAUAUCGGCCCAGUGGUUUCGUCCGCCGGCGAUGGCUCACCGUAUUUUAGGGAGUGUCAGCAGGAAUGCGUGGACAAAUUUGACUGCCCGAUGAGUGAUGUCGCCUUCGGAUGGACGCAGAAAUUGUGUUUUGAGUAGGUUUUGGACAGAUUUGAGGAAGUUUUGGGAAGAGAUUUGAUAAAAUUUCGAAGAAAUGGAAAUUAAAUUUUUUUGUAAAUGUUUUUUGAGGGAAAUAAAUAAAAAAAUUUUAAAUUUAUGGUAAAAUACGGAAGCACAUCUAGUUUCAAAAAAUCUCCUUACUUACCCGUCAUAGGAUGAGUGGAAGUUUCCAAAUUGAAAUUUCACUUUUUCUGUGAAGUACAAAAGUGGGGGGCAAUUAGCGAAAAGUAAAAUACGGUCUAAUUCCAUCAGUUGUUGGAUGAUGUAAAAAGCUGUUUAAAAAGUAGAAACCCAUCUUUUUUGAGUAAAAUGGGCCAAAAUCACAAAAAAAUUGGCGAAAAAAUCAAUUUGAUAUGGGUUACAGAGGGUUUGUUUCACGUACAAAAAAGCACUAACUAGAGUUGGCGAAGCCGGAUAAAAAGCAGAGAGGUGUGAGAAAAAGAAAAGUGGUAACGAGAGUGACCUUUCUUCUUGUUUUCGAGGUGACUUUUCAUGUCUAAAAUCAGGGUGCGCCGGAUCACGUUGGCCAUACAACGAUACAGCGAUAGAAUUGGCUAAGAAUUCGACUGAUCAUUCGAGACUUCCCGGAAAAUAGUCAAAAUAGACGGAAGUCAAAAUAGAGGAAAUGAUCAGUCGAUUUCUUGGCCAAUUCUAUCGCUGAAUUGUUGUAUGGCCAACUUGAUCCGGCACACCCUUGAUUUUGGACGUAAAAAGUCACCGCGAAAACAAAAAGAGAGGUCACUCUAGUUACCACUUCUCUUUUUCUCACGCCCUCUCCACUUUUUAUCAGGUUUCGCUAACUCUGGUUAGUGCUUUUUUGUACAUGAAACAAUCCUCUGUAACUCAUAUCAAAUUGAUUUUUUCGCCAAUUUUUUGUGAUUUUUGGCCCAUUUUACUCAAAAAAUAUGGGUUUCUACUUUUUAACCAGCUUUUUACAUCACCCAAGAAGUAAUGGCGCUGAAGACCGUAUUUUACCCUCAUCCACUAUUUCUUUUGGAACGUGAACCGACCCCUAGAACACUUGUCUUGUUAGAUUUGAUGGUGUAAAGAUCGCUUGAAUAUUUUGGGCUUCAAAAUUUUCCGAUUUUUAGCUGCCGUCAAUCCUGUAUCUGGUCGACCGUCGAGCUCUUCAAAAAGCACGGUCAGCCCACAACACAAUUCUUUGGCAAAUGGCCAUUCCACUCAAUAUCGCUCCAAUUCCUCCAGUAUUCAAUAGUAAUCCAGGAACCGGCCUCGGCGUUCUUCUCUGUGCUCAACCUUUCCGGCUGUCUCUACAUGUAUAAUAUGAUCAAAAACAUGUCAAAAAGAGCGCCAUUACGAUCGAUUUGGCUGGCUUAUGCAAGUUUGGGAGUAGCCACAUGGAUUUGUAGUACGAUUUUCCAUUGCCGGGACUUUUGGCUGACGGAAUAUUUGGAUUAUUUCGCGGCGGCAGCCAUCGUUUUUUACGCCUUUUUUGUAUCGAUUAUGUUCACAAUGCAAGUCUUUUGGAGGGUCAAAGUAUUGUGAGUUUAUUCUACUAAUGAUUGAGGAUUAUUUUGCGCGAAAAAUAGAAGAAAUGAAGUGUUUGUGGGCAGUGCAAUAUAAAUUUUUUGUCAUCAUACCUUGUACAAUAUAAAUUUUGCUCGGAACUCGAAAUAUUUUGACUGAAACAUGUUAUAGUAUGUUCGGCGCUCUCUUAAAUUAAUUUUUUCAGAAGGUACACGCUUAUCGUCGCCGUUCUCUACUCGUAUUAUCGAUUUGUCAGCUAUUUAUUCCUCCGGCCACGGUUUGAUUACGGGUUUAAUAUGCGAGUUUGUUUGGGAUUGUCGUUCACCACAGCGGCAAUUUAUUUGCUCUACAUUUAUAAUGAAUAGUAAGUUUGGGUCACGGAAAUUUUUUCAGCAAAAAAUCGAAGAGCUGUACUCAUCUCCCCAAUUUUAGUCAGCAGCAUCGAUUCCGCCCAUCUUUGAAGAUAUUACUCUACAUUUUACUGAUCGGCCUGCUCUCCUCAUCGCUGGAAAUUCUCGAUUUCCCCCCAAUACUCUACUCACAAAUCGACGCCCACGCCCUCUUCCAUCUGGCCACUGUACCCACCCCCUUCAUGCUGGCCAAAUUUGCGGUCUCCGAAUAUGAAUGGCAAACGGAAAAUUCGAAUUUAAACAGUUUAAAUUUGAAUUUCCGGACAAAACAAUUGUGA
Bursaphelenchus xylophilus (pine wood nematode) is the source of this 2383-nucleotide messenger RNA. The record is from the annotation of a GenBank genome assembly. NCBI's taxonomy places the organism in Eukaryota, Metazoa, Nematoda, Chromadorea, Rhabditida, Aphelenchoididae.